Messenger RNA from Catharus ustulatus (Swainson's thrush), 3379 nucleotides. It is a transcript of the gene CTDSPL2, whose product is annotated as CTD small phosphatase like 2. The transcript has 13 exons. The record is from RefSeq and is a predicted model, not a curated record. Lineage: Eukaryota; Metazoa; Chordata; Aves; Passeriformes; Turdidae. Gene Ontology annotation, molecular function: phosphoprotein phosphatase activity. The coding region runs from base 61 to 1464 and encodes 467 amino acids.
AGCGCGGCCCCGCGGCGCCGCUCCCCGGCCCCCGCUCCCGCAGCUUUCCAUGUGGUACCCAUGAAGAUGAGGCUGAGGACAAGGAAAGCUGCCCAGCAGUCCAACCAGCUCCACACGCAGCGGGCGCUGCGGGCCAAGCGGAAACACUCGGAGGUGGAGGAGCCCUUACCUGGCGGCGGGGGAAAACCACCCAAAAAUGACACAGGCCUCUUGUCUUCAAUCAAAAAGUUCAUUAAAGGAAGCACACCCAAGGAAGAAAGAGAAAAUCCCAGCAAGAGGAGUCGGAUUGAGCGGGACAUUGAUAACAACCUGAUCACCUCCACCCCCCAGACAGGGGAGAACCCCAACAAACAGCUCUCGAGAGUGCGGCGGAAAAGUCAGAUCAAUGGAGAAGCUGGAAGUUACGAGAUGACAAACCAACACGUAAAGCAGAAUGGAAAAUUGGAAGAUAACCCUACCACAGGCAGCCCCCCACGAACAACGUUACUGGGAACCAUCUUUUCUCCUGUUUUCAAUUUUUUUUCACCAGCAAAUAAAAAUGGAACAUCGGGCUCGGACUCCCCGGGCCAGGCCGUGGAGGCUGAGGAGAUCGUGAAGCAGCUGGACAUGGAGCAGGUGGACGAGAUCACCACGAGCACAGCCACGGCCACAUCCACCAACGGCGCCUUCCCCGGGCAGGGCCAGCUCAGGGCUGUCAACAACGGCCUGGGGGACAGCGAGGAGCCCGGGGACCACGACCUGCCCCCGCUCACGGCACCAGUAUCUCCAGACAGUGGCUACUCAUCAGCUCAUGCAGAAGCCACCUACGAAGAGGACUGGGAAGUCUUUGAUCCAUACUAUUUCAUCAAACAUGUCCCCCCACUAACAGAAGAGCAGCUGAACAGGAAGCCAGCUCUCCCACUGAAAACCAGAAGCACACCAGAGUUCUCAUUAGUUCUAGACUUGGAUGAAACAUUAGUGCACUGUAGUCUAAACGAAUUAGAAGAUGCUGCACUCACUUUUCCAGUUCUUUUUCAAGAUGUCAUUUACCAGGUGUACGUCCGGCUAAGGCCGUUCUUCCGAGAGUUCCUGGAGAGGAUGUCUCAGAUCUAUGAGAUCAUUCUGUUUACUGCUUCUAAGAAGGUGUAUGCAGACAAGCUAUUGAACAUCCUGGACCCCAAAAAGCAGCUGGUCAGGCACCGACUCUUCCGUGAGCACUGUGUGUGUGUACAAGGGAAUUACAUCAAGGACUUGAACAUCCUGGGCAGAGACCUCUCCAAAACCAUCAUCAUUGACAAUUCACCACAAGCCUUUGCUUACCAGCUUUCCAAUGGAAUUCCUAUAGAAAGCUGGUUCAUGGAUAAAAAUGAUAAUGAACUCCUAAAGUUGAUUCCAUUUCUGGAGAAACUCGUAGAGCUGAACGAAGACGUCCGACCUCACAUCCGAGACAGAUUUCGCUUGCAUGAUUUGCUACCCCCCGACUAAAGCUCUCACUGCCGAGGGGAGAAAAUGCAGGACCCUGUUGGACUAAUACAAAACAUUGCCAUUACUGUUGAAAUUUUGCAUUUUUGUACCCCGUCUUGCUUUUCUUAUCUUUGGUGCCCAACAAUGAUCAAGGGUUACAGGAAGAGACUUUCUACACCUGAGGUUGCCGCCAUCAGUACAAUCCAGUACCCAGUAGGGAGGCUAGAACAGAAAAGUCUUUAGAACUAGUGCAACUCCAAGGAAAUUUUUUAUGUACAGGACAUCUGCAGUUUAUAAAGAAAAUUCUGUUUCUGCCACCAGCAGUUUGACCUGUAGAAACACAGGAUUUUAUGAUACAACAGAGAUUGAAAACGGACUCGGAUUUUCUCUCUGUUCGGUGCUCUAAGUGGGUUUGUAGCCACUUUUCUGUUACUUUUAAGAUUCUCAUUUCAACAGGAAUGGCCAGUAAAAGUUGUUUUAUUUUUCCUGUUAAGGUUUAUAACCUUUUUACAUUUUUGACCUGUAUUAGAUUAGAAUUUCAUUAUGCAUUCCUUUUAGUUGAGGCGCUUCAUAGUUUUUCUGGAAAUAGCCAAAUUUUGUUAGUUUUUUUAUUAAACAGUUGGCUGGCCGUUUCCCUGCUUUGUCUGCCUGCAUCCUGUAUAUUUGUUUAAAAAUAUUCUCUAGUUUUAGCCCACGUAAGUUUCAUUUAGAAAGAAAAAAAAACUGAAAAAAACCACAAAAAAAAAAAAACCCCAACCCUGCAUUUAUAUUUUCUUUCUGUAAUAUUCUACUGUAGUCGAAACCUUUUCAAAAAAAUCAAGAGACUGGCUAGCUAAGACGAAGAUAAGAAUGACAAAUAUUGGGAAUAUCCUGAACCAUUGCGAUGGCACGUCCUCUGGACAGAGCACAGCUGGCAGUGGCACCACGAUGGACAAGGAAUACCUCACCUCUGCUGUGGCCCGGGCAGUGUGCCCACCUGGGCAGGUGUGCUCACCUGGGCAGUGUGCCCACCUGGGCAGUGUGCUCACCUGGGCAGUGUGCCCACCUGGGCAGUGUGCCCACCUGGGCAGGGCUCCUGUGACACUCCUGCAGCCUCCAGGGCAGGGCUGCCCCUGCCAUCCCCUGGUGUCCAGCCUGGCUCCCGUGCUCAGCUGGGAUUGUCGAGCUGGGAAUCGCCUUUUCCCGGAGGCUUUUUGUGGAAGGGAGAAUUUGUACGAGUUAGGAAGCUUUGCCUCUCGACUGCAUUGCCACGCCACAGGCUCGGACUGGUUUUGUGUAAAAGAUGUCACAGAACGGCACUUUUUCUAAAGAGAAGUUUGCUAUUUUGUAUGCUUGAUAAGAAAGUACAGUAUUGGAAAUUAAAGGUGGACAGCUGAUAAUUGAGAAGUAUGUCAAUUAAUUUUUUAUGUAUAUUACCUGUUUACUUGUACAAUUUUAUUGUACAAAUUACAUGCAGCUUCAUUUUCAAAUGAGUCCUUAAAAUAAGGAAAAUCUUUUUAGCAAAACAUUUAAUUUUUGUAUUUUUGAUUUUAAAAGGCAUGAGUUAUGUCAACUUUUUCCAGUGUAUUAAUGAAGAUUUUAACUUUUCAUCAGGUUGAGUGUUUUCUUACUAUAUUAUCUGUUGUGUAUGUAGCUAGCACAUGGUGUCACUGAACUGUUAAAACUUAGCAUGUAGAGCAAGCCUGUUUUGUGGAAAAUCCUUAUUCAUUAAAAACAAAAUCAUCAUGGCAGAUUUUCUGCAAAAAAGUGAAAAAACAUUUGCAAUUCAGAAUACUGAUUUUUUUUGUAUUUAAAGAAAGGUAUUUUGCUUGCAGGAAAGAAAUACUACAGAUUCAUUUUAAUGAGAAUCUUUUAAAUGUAUUUAUCUUUAGGGCAUCUGGGCAUCUUUACGCUGUUUGUCUUAUGUCUUUAUUGAAAUAAAAUGUACAGAACAUUA